AUGUCGAAGAUAUCUAAGGUCAACCAUGCGGCGGGUAUCUUCGCUGACAUCUCCGUCGAUGGUCCCAUUAUCGGUACCUUGGUCGCUAUCAUCGACCGAGCCAAAAAUCUACCCAACCGGAAGACUAUGGGCAAGCAGAAUCCCUACGCUGCAGCACGAUUGGGCAAGGAAGCAAAGAAGACACAAACAGACUUACGAGGAGGACAAACUCCCCGAUGGGACUCGGAACUUCGAUUUACCGUAUAUGAAUCCCCUGACUACUUCAAGUUAAAGGUCUCCGUGUUCAAUGACGAUAAGAAGACAGACCUGAUCGGCGAGACCUGGGUCGAUUUACAAAAUUUGAUCAUUCCAGGUGGAAGUCAGAAUGACCACUGGCACUCACUUCAAUACCGUGGGAAAUAUGCAGGAGAUAUCCGAAUCGAAAUGACCUACUACGACACUAGACAGCAAGACGAGGUCCUGAUUGAACGUCGAAAAGAAGCCGCUGAGCGAAUCCAAGGCAAAGUCCCUAGUACUCCAAGCAGUACGGGCUUGUCUGGUCCCCGGCAAUUGAAAGAUGUCAAGCGACGACCCUUGCCCGGUGGUGCUGCAGGAGCCCCGGCAAGACCAGCUCACCUAGAACAAGCUCACUCUGCGCCUCCGCUUCACCAGCCGGUCCCGUCGAGACCCGCCAUGCUUGAGCAUUCAAACACUAUACCUGUUGCCGCAGACGCCGUCAGCUACGCCCCAAGACAUACUGAGCCUGCUUAUGAUGCAUCGUCUUAUCGUGCACCUUCUCCUGUCCCGCCUCCCUCCCGGGGUGGAUAUGAUGGUGCUGAUAACUACACUCAAGAAUGGAACAACCAAGCUGUUGCUCCUCUCCGCCGACAAAUCACUCAUGAACUGCCUCAUACUUCCAAUGAAGUUAUUGAACCCCCAUAUGAUUCGCGUAUACUACAGCAGCAGCAGUUACAACAGCAACAAGAACAGCAGCAACAACUGCAACUGCAACAACAGUUACAGCAGCAGCAAGAACAGCAACAACAACUGCAACUGCAACAACAGUUACAGAAGCAACAAGAACAACAGCAGCAACUGCAAUUGCAACAACAGUUACAGAAGCAGCAAGAACAGCAACAACAACAACUGCAACUGCAACAACAGUUGCAGCAGCAACAAGAACAGCAACAACAACAACUGCAGCUACAGCGACAGUUACAACUGCAACAAGAACAGCAACUGCAACAACUCCAACUUGAACAGCAACAAGGUCAACAGCAACCACGGAAUCAUGCCGAGUAUGAUCAGCCGCCUUCGAGAGACUACCGCCUCGUCAGGCAAGACCAGUACCAGGCAGAUCCCCAUGAGGAAAUGCAAUACCAUUCCACGCAUCAAGAUCCCUACGCCCAAAUACAGCAGCCUCGAUACCAUCCCGACCCUAUGUCAUAUGGGGCACCGCAUGCACACGAGUUGCCAGCUUCAGACUUUCUCCCCUCCGAUGACCCGAGGUACCAUCCACACAUGGUUCGACCUCUACAAAUCACUGCCCGUGGUCACGAUUACCACCCAGAAUACGCCGGAAUGCAACCACGGGUAGAAGAUGAAGAUGAUGACGGGCCUCCUCCUCCUCCGCCGGCUCACCGAUCACGAAGAGCGCACUCUCAGCAGCCAACCCCGAAUACUUCUCCCCGCCCCUAUGCACCAUACACGCCCCAAUCUAGUUCCCGGUCCUCAGUCCAACAUCUGCCACUGACGUCUACCUCGACCCGCCACGAUCGCCAUCAGGAGCCUUCUUCAGUGGGGAACUCCCCGGCCAUGCCCGCAAGUCUCGUUGCAGGUUAUGAAACUGAAAAUCCAUCUGAGAGAACAGCACUUGAACUAUCAGUCCGCAAACGAAGCACCCACUGGGAUGAUGAGAUGAUGAUCUCCCAGCCGCCUCCACCAGUUUCUGUUCCUGUGUCAGCACCCAUUCACUACGAUGCUCCUGUUUACCCUCUGCGAACAUCCCCCCGGCAAAUUGAACAAAGACCCACUUCUAGCAGAGGUGGAUCUGUCAGUCCUGAUAUGCGGGCCGUGGUCCGGAAGUCAGUCAGCCCACGGCCCUCUUCUUCAGACGUCCGUAGUGGUUCUUCAAUCCCUUUCUCUCCGGACUCCUACAUGUCUUUGAACCCGAAUGUUUCUCAACCCCCCGGCCGAGAUCCUUCUCCAGCAUACGACUCGCCUGCGCAAGCUAGAGAUGCAGUGAUACGCGGAAAGACUGAACCUCGUCGAGACAUGGAUCACCCAAUCAUCGGGGAUGAUGGUCGUGAGAUUGAUCCUUCUGACCAUCUUCCCACCGAUACAUGGGCUCCCGAGCCAGACAGGAAGAGCCGCAAGCCCGAGGUUAUCAUCCGCUUCAAACACUCGGCCCGGCCAACUUCUAGAGGCAACGACUCUCCCUCAUCACGCAGCACAGGCCCGCCACGCGUCGGAUUCAGAACAGAGACGAUUACGUAUCCGUCGGAUCGCCCAGUCAGUUACACACCCACCCAUGUGCACGUGAGUCCAGGGUCAAUGGUUCGAACUUCACCACGGACGGACUACACGCAUGAACGCUCUAACAGCCACGUGCAAAGUCGGGGCUACGGCACACCCACUUCGGUUGAGCGGCCACGCUCUUCCCGAGGCUCUGUUUCGCCAUCGCCGGGGUCUCGUACGCCACUGUAUGACUACAGCCCAGGCCCCCCAAUUCCAAGCAAGGUACCAAUCACCGCAGGAAGCCCAGGCUACCCGGUCAUGUCUGGCAAUCCAAAUGGAAACAUUCGCAUGGAUGCAUUGAGUCGAGAGCUGAGUACAAUUGACAUCGGCUCUGCAGCAUGCAGCCCUGGCCGGGGGGCCGUUCGAAAGUACAUACCAAGACAACCGGCGACGAUUGGCUACGCUAGGUAA
This is a messenger RNA of Penicillium vulpinum, 2907 nucleotides long. RefSeq lists its product as uncharacterized. Lineage: Eukaryota; Fungi; Ascomycota; Eurotiomycetes; Eurotiales; Aspergillaceae. The record is from RefSeq and is a predicted model, not a curated record. The transcript has 2 exons. The coding region runs from base 1 to 2907 and encodes 968 amino acids.